GCUGCGCUGAGUAAUUUGUGCAUCAUUUUAAUAUUCCUACAUUAAGUGCAAUCCAAACGAUUUAUCUUUAAACACUUAAGCUGUAGUUAACUACAGCUAUUUAAAUGUGAGUGCACAUGUUAGUAUGGCCAGUUCUAGAUCACCGGCAAACAGUAAUGCGUGUAACAACGUUAUUGAUACUCGCUACCACUGUCACGGCGACGGUGGCGAGCGAUGCGGACUGGUGGCAGAGCGCGCUCAUCUAUCAGAUCUAUCCGAGGUCGUUCAGAGACAGCAAUGGAGACGGAAUUGGGGAUUUAAAUGGCAUAACAGAGAAGCUGCCAUACCUUCAGCAACUUGGCGUGGACGCAAUAUGGCUGUCGCCAAUAUUUCUAUCGCCGAUGUACGACUUUGGCUACGACAUUACUGAUUAUACGAAAAUUGCGCCGGAGUACGGGACUAUGGAUGAUUUUGACAAUCUAAUGACUAAAGCAAAGUCAUUGGGCAUCCGUGUGAUUCUGGACUACGUUCCGAACCACACGGGCAAUGAAAGCGAGUGGUUCAUCAAAUCAGCUCAGAGGGAUGUUGAGUAUGAGAAUUACUAUAUUUGGGCGGACGGAGUGCCCGACCCUGAUAACGCGAGUGUGAUACUGCCACCUAAUAACUGGGUAAGCAAUUUUCGUAAAAGCGCAUGGGAGUACAGUACGACCCGUGGUCAAUUCUACCUGCACCAGUUCGCGAUCGGCCAGCCUGACCUCAACUACCGCGAGGCUAAGGUGCAGCAAGCGAUGAAGGACGUCCUCCGCUUUUGGCUAGACAAAGGCGUGUCUGGGUUCAGAGUGGACGCUAUCAACAUGAUGUACGAAGUCGACUCCGCACAGUUCGGAGGGGCCUAUCCUGACGAGCCUCCAUCUGGAGCCGAGGGUGCAACCCCAGACGACUACGAAUACCUAUCCCACAUAUACACGAGAGAUUUGGACGAAACAUACUAUGUCGUAUACGACUGGCGGGACCUCUUAGACGAAUACUUCAAAAAAGAUGGCGAAUACAAAAUAAUGAUGACUGAAGCGUACACGGAAAUCACAAAGAUGAUAAGAUUCUAUGGCACAGAAACUAGAAAUGGUUCCAUACCGUUUAAUUUCAGUUUCCUUGGGGAAAUUAAUAACGGUUCAAAUGCGAGGGAUAUAAAGAUGGUAAUAGAUAAGUGGAUGACGUAUAUGCCUAGUGGGAAGACUGCUAAUUGGGUCAACGGCAAUCACGAUCAGAGUCGCCUUGCGUCCCGCCUCGGCACCGCCCGGGUGGAUGCCAUGAAUAUGCUGGCUCUCAUACUGCCCGGGGUCGCGCUCACUUACCAGGGUGAAGAAAUUGGCAUGACAGACGGCGAAGUGUCCUGGGAGCAGACGAAAGACCCCCAAGCGUGCAACACUGACGACCCCGUCAACUACUGGAAGAAGUCCCGCGACCCAAACAGGACGCCGUACCAUUGGGACGCCAGCGCCCACGCAGGUUUCUCUUCAACCACGGGAGAAACCUGGCUACCUGUGGCUAGCAACUACUUGACCUUAAAUUUGGCUGCGCAAAUGGCAGCUGAAAAAAGUCACUAUAAGUUUUAUAAAGAUGUCCUUACCGUCAAGAAGCUACCAGCUGUUCGUUUUGGAGAUUUAGAAACUACAGCUUUCUCCGAGUCUGUUCUAGUGGUUAGCAGGCUUCUGCCGGGUGUCCCAGGUGUAGUGGGCAUAGUGAACCUGUCUGAUAAAGAGCAUCACCUGGACUUGACAUCCAUUAAACUGCUGCCAGUCCAGCUGAGAGUUGUCGCUUCCGGAAUCAACUGUACUCAUAAGAAAGAUGAAUGGAUGAGAAAAUCUAAUAUAACUGUAUCGGCUCACUGUGCUCUGCUGUUGCAAACAGUGAGAAGGUGUUGUUGAAGGAACAAAAAAGAGUUUAAAAUAAAAUUAUCAAA
Messenger RNA from Amyelois transitella, 1939 nucleotides. Its product is annotated as maltase 2. The record is from RefSeq and is a predicted model, not a curated record. The transcript has 12 exons. NCBI's taxonomy places the organism in Eukaryota, Metazoa, Arthropoda, Insecta, Lepidoptera, Pyralidae. Bases 117 to 1904 code for a protein of 595 amino acids. Gene Ontology annotation, biological process: carbohydrate metabolic process.